AAAGCUCCCCGCUUAUGAGCUUCAUUAUGCUUUUUAUGUCGCUUUGUGUAUAGUGACCACUUAUUGAUUUUCUCUAAUAUUAACUUUGUCUACUUGUGUUGUGGACCUAUAUUUUCUGGAAUAUUUUUAAUUUGAAGUCUUACAAGAACUUUGAAAACGCGGGCUACAACUUGAAUUUUGAAGAUUUGUGAAGAAACAUAAAGCCUUCUUUCGAGCAAUGGAGCGCCAUCAAGACUCAAAAAUUACGAAGAAAUUUACCGCUACAACAUGGAGGUCCCACCUGGAGUUUUUGAAGAGAUUUCAACGAUGUACUGUGAAGCUUACGGAGAGAAAGAAGCGUGAAAGAUCAAGAUCGCCAGAAAGAAGAAGUGACAGGAAAAAUGAUUUCCCCUGUCCCAGUCCAAAAUCCGUGCUUGUGUCAAUUUCUCGAAUUUUUCAUGUCCAAUCAUCAACACCAACACCAUUCCUCGUGAUUGUAAUCCCUCCCUGUUUCUUCAACAAUUAACUUUAAUUUAAUUAUUUUAGUAUUGUAAUUAUUGAAAUCUCCAGCGAUUGUAAUCACCCCUUCCACACCCCUUCCACAUCCCUUCCACAUGGAAGUCCCUUACCGAGUGUAGAAGUCUUUAACACCUGACAACUUCUACAACCUGAAAAAGUUUUCUUGACACCUGACAAAACUCUUUUCACAUAACAUCUAGACCGCUUCUAAUCUAUUUAUCCUGAAACUAUCUGGAUCAUCUUUAAAGAUAGCUGAAAUGUAACUCCUAACAUUUAUUCAAUUCAUCACAUUCCAUCAAAAGUACCUUCUCUCAUUCUCUUUUUCUCUGUUAUCUCAAAACUCAAAUUUACCCAAAUUCAAGAACUCAACUCUUUUUAUCUUAUCCACAAGUCCAUUCCUUCCAAAAAAGGCCAUUCAUGAUCUAUCCACUGCUGAUAACAAAUAUAAUUAAUUAUUUAAUUUCAUAUACUUGUUCUAAAUAAAUAUUAUUCCUUUGU
Messenger RNA from Caenorhabditis elegans, 996 nucleotides. RefSeq lists its product as uncharacterized. The record is from RefSeq and is marked reviewed. The transcript has 3 exons. The coding region runs from base 218 to 505 and encodes 95 amino acids. NCBI's taxonomy places the organism in Eukaryota, Metazoa, Nematoda, Chromadorea, Rhabditida, Rhabditidae.